AUGGGUAUUGAAAUAACUGAAAGAAUCAGAUGUGCCCGUUUAUGGUGUCAGAGAUAUUGGAAGUUGCUAUGUAAUCCAGAUUUGCGAUGUCAAACAAAAUUUUGUAUAUACAAGUUAUUUGUUAGACCUAUUCUAUCAUACGGAUGCGAAGUAUGGAUUUUGAACAAUCGUUUAGCAAAUAAGUUAAUACGGUUCGAAUGUGGUAUUCUUAUAGAGAUAUACAAAUCAAAGUAUCCACAUAGACAUCCUAAACGCCUCAGACCUAACAUCAGAUCAGUUUACAAACAGUACCAUGACUCUGAUAUUGUGGAUUAUAUACGUAACGAGAGACUGAACUGGAGGACCUUGCUGAAAAUUGAAGAAAAGGCUAUAAGUUAUAGUUAUAAAAAAACGGGUAAACGUGUUCAUUGGUGGGAUCAAUCAGCAGAUAACUCGGACGCGUGCAAUUCCUCGGCUCUACAAAGAAAAAUUAUACGGCCUAUUCUUAAAAUAUUUACGGGAGAUUGGAAUUCGACAGAAACAGUGCAUUUGAAAGAAGCACCCAAUUGAAGAGAACACUGGUCUAUAUGAGAAUAAAAAAUGUGUUACAACACAUGAACAAGCGAGUAUGAGAGUUACCGAACAAAACGCUCUUGCAAUGUUCUCGAGCAUUGGAAGAAACAUGACAGGUAAGCAAUAAAAUAUGAAGAAAUCAUCAGAAACAACUCUAAUUGAAACAUAAUAAGUCUAUGAGUUGGAAAAUGCACGAAAGAAUACAACAAAAACUCGGAUAAAGGAUUCCAUGUUCAAUAACUUCGACUGACAUAUCUUUUAAAAGAUCUUGAUGUAUAGAAUAUUUUUUACUAUGUAGCCAUUUUCUUAGGUAUUGUCUGUUUCAAGAAUUUGUUCAUGAAAACAUCGAAUUUUCCGAAUUAAAUAUCAGUUUGCAGAUACAGCUAACUUGAAUAAAAACAUUAAAAAAAAACAUGAUUCGAGACGAGAUAAUUCAUUUUGUCAGAGUUAGUUAACGAAAAAACUUCUUAUAACUAAGGAAAAUCCACGUUAUUCGCAAUUAUA
This is a messenger RNA of Diatraea saccharalis (sugarcane borer), 1056 nucleotides long. NCBI's taxonomy places the organism in Eukaryota, Metazoa, Arthropoda, Insecta, Lepidoptera, Crambidae. The record is from the annotation of a GenBank genome assembly.